AUGAUCAUCCGGUUUCGAUCCAAAUCUGGAAUGGUCCGGGUAUCGGCGGACCCGGCGCAGGCAUUCAGCGAUGCCCUCCAAGACGCCACCGCACAAUUUGCGUUUUCGGGUGGCGAUCUCUAUGUGAACAACUCGCCGGGCGAGAAGGGCAAACCUGCCACCGACUUUGCCGGAAAGCUGGUCUCCGACCUCGGCUUGAAGAAUGGCGACAUUCUCUUUUUGCAUCUAGAGACCAGCGAUCUGGCCGUGCCAGAAGCCGGUGCAGCCGGCGGCCCUGUCACGGCGGUGGCGCAGUCUGUCAACGGCACCAUUGCGAUCAGCGGCGAGGAGAUCUCAGACAUUGUUGGCCAAAACGCAAAGCUGUCCCAGUUGCCUGUGGACGAUCUUCUAGACAAGCAGGAAGGAAUGAUUCUGCGCCCGAAACUGUAUAUGUGUAGGCACGGAGAGAAGGGAAUGUGCGAGUACUGCUCGCCGUUGCCGCCCUGGAACCGGGACUACUUGGACGAGUACGGCGUCAAGCACAAGUCGUUCCAUGCACACGUGAAGGAGUUGAACGAGCAGCAGAACAACCGCGCCAGCGGCCUGUCGUACAUCGCCCCGCUCAAGGGGCCCGACUACUCGAUCGACUUGCGCUGUGCAAACGGCCACUCGCCAUAUCCCAAGGGAAUAUGCUCCAAGUGCCAGCCUGCGCCCAUCACCCUCCAACAACAAAAGUUCCGCAUGGUCGACCACUUGGAGUAUGCCGACCACACCAUCCUCAAUAAGUUCAUCGACACAUGGAGACAGUCUGGCGUGCAGCCGUACGGCGUUCUAUACGGCCGAUACGAGCCGUACGAGAAGGUGCCUCUUGGCAUCAAAGCGGUUGUCGAGGCCAUUUUCGAGCCGCCCCAGGCGAGCGAGCUUGACGGCGUCACGCUUCUCGAGUGGAAGGACGAAGAGUUGGUCGACAAGGUAGCCGGUGGGUUGGGGCUCUACAAAGUAGGAGUGGUCUUCACCGACUUGACGGACGCAAAAACAUCCGACGGAAAAGUCUUGUGCAAGAGACACAAGGACAGUUUCUUUCUCUCGUGCGUCGAGGCCAUCAUGGCUGCGCGUAACCAGGUGCGGUACCCCAAUGUGACCCAGUGGGCCAAGUCCGGGCGCUUCUCGUCGAAGUUUGUCACGUGCGUCAUCACGGGCGGUCUUGAGGGCGAAAUCGAGCCUCGUGCGUACCAGGUCUCGGCCAGCGCAGAGGCCUUGGUCAAGGCUGACGACAUCAGUGCUUCGACGCACCCAAACAUGAUUCACAUCAAGGAAACGAGUGGGACGCGGUACGUGCCAGACGUGUUCUACUCGAAGAUCAACGAGUAUGGCUUGGAGGUCAAGGAGAACGCCAAGCCUGCUUUUCCCGUGGACUUUCUCUUGGUCACGUUGCUGGACUCCUUCCCCUUAGCACCCGAACCAAUGUUUGUGCUGCAGUUUCCGAUAGAGGCGAGAGACUUUAUUGGCGAGCUCCAGAACACGCAAGCUGUGCAAACGCAGUUGCUGCUGGGCAACGGCGAUUUGUCUAACCUCCGGGACUUCCAUUUUUUGGUAUACUUGAUCAAUAUGGAGAUUUUGAGCGGGGACGAAAUUGACUUGCUACUCCGUUGUGUUAAGGACAAGAAGACUGAAGACUACGUGGCUCUCUUGGAGUCCGGUGGCUGGAUGACCCUCCUCACCAUUUUGGAGCAUAGUGCCUGA
Messenger RNA from Metschnikowia bicuspidata var. bicuspidata NRRL YB-4993, 1722 nucleotides. It is a transcript of the gene NPL4, whose product is annotated as Npl4p. Gene Ontology annotation, biological process: ubiquitin-dependent protein catabolic process. The coding region runs from base 1 to 1722 and encodes 573 amino acids. The record is from RefSeq and is a predicted model, not a curated record. Gene Ontology annotation, cellular component: nucleus. Gene Ontology annotation, molecular function: ubiquitin binding; ubiquitin protein ligase binding. The transcript has a single exon. NCBI's taxonomy places the organism in Eukaryota, Fungi, Ascomycota, Pichiomycetes, Serinales, Metschnikowiaceae.